Molecule: messenger RNA, 672 nt
Organism: Rhea pennata
Lineage: Eukaryota; Metazoa; Chordata; Aves; Rheiformes; Rheidae
Gene: CRYGN
Product: crystallin gamma N
Exons: 4
Coding region: 58-609 (183 amino acids)
Biological process (GO): lens development in camera-type eye; visual perception
Molecular function (GO): structural constituent of eye lens
Source: RefSeq, a predicted model, not a curated record
CCGCUGCCGCGUGUUUUGGCUUCGGGCUGUCGCUUUUGGGAGAGCAGCCGGCGGCAAAUGUCUCAGUAUUCGGGAAAAAUCGCUUUCUACGAGGGCAAAUGCUUCAGCGGGCGGAAGCUGGAGCUCUGCGGGGCCUGCGAGAGCUUCCAGGAGAGGGGCUUCGCCCCGCGCGCGAGCUCCGUCCGCGUCCGCAGCGGCGCCUGGGUCUGCUUCGACCACGCCGGCUUCCGCGGGCGCCAGUGCGUGCUGGAGCGCGGCGACUACCCCGACUUCAGCCGCUGGGACGGCCACGGCGACCACGUGGGCUCCUGCCGGCCCGUGGGCAUGCACGGAGAGCAUUACCGAAUCGAAAUAUUUGAGGGGACCCGUUUCGGCGGUCGCAGCCUGGAGUUCACCGAAGAUUGUUCCUUCCUGCAAGGACGAGGCUGGGACAAGAACUACGUCAACGCCGUCAAAGUGUAUGGCGACGGCGCGUGGGUGCUGUACGAGAAGCCCAGUUACCGAGGCCGUAUGUACAUGGUGGAGCGGGGAGAGUACAGCAGCUGCCACGAGUGGCAAGCACAGAGGCCCAACAUCCAGUCCAUCAGAAGAGUCAUCAACUACUUCUAGCGGGGCAUUUGUCAUACCGGUGGUGUCCUGCUGCAAGCCAGGGGCUCUCCUCCCUUCCUGCUU